Messenger RNA from Corythoichthys intestinalis (scribbled pipefish), 5282 nucleotides. RefSeq names its product schwannomin-interacting protein 1-like. Gene Ontology annotation, cellular component: plasma membrane; cell junction. Gene Ontology annotation, biological process: positive regulation of hippo signaling. The record is from RefSeq and is a predicted model, not a curated record. Lineage: Eukaryota; Metazoa; Chordata; Actinopteri; Syngnathiformes; Syngnathidae. The coding region runs from base 272 to 1165 and encodes 297 amino acids. The transcript is spliced from 8 exons.
GGCCGCGUGACCACCCUAGUUCAUGUGGUAUCGCCAACGCGGGGAUGUGCGCUUGUUUUUCUUCUUUGCUGGCCACUGAGCCUCAUGAUAACUAAUGCAACCUUCCAGUGAUCCUAUUAUAGGUCCUAUUAAGCAUGGGAGAGGAAGCUCCUGUUUCAUUCGCUGUACUGGAACUACAUUAGGAGCCAGACUGUCUACAAUGAAGGGAACAUAGAGGCAGAUAUUACCGUUGCUCAGGUGAUCCGCGCAUCAUACUUUACGCAAUCUUUCCAUGGAGGAGGACUAUGAUGUGGACAUGGAUGAAGUGUUCAUGGGAAGGGCCGGAACAGGCCACUGGUGGAUGGGUUUUGGGAAGGAGAACGCAGAGCCCGAAAGAGGUUUCAUGGUGAACAGUCGCAGCUGGGCUGAAGAGCUACAAGACUGUUACAACGGAGAACAACGUAGACUUUCCAGCAUCUUGGCCCAGAGAAAUGAGAGGGAGUCUAUCAGGCAGAAACUUGCUCUGGGCAGUUUCUAUGACGACGAGCCAGUCAUCUUCACCAGCUGCAGCAAGAACGACUCGUCCUCCCGAUUCCACAGUGGAGUCAAUCUGCAGGUGUGCUUUGUCAAUGACAGCAGCAGUGAUAAAGACAGCGAUGCCGAGGACAGCAGGACGGAAACCAGUUUGGAUACACCCUUGUCACCUGUGAGCAAACAGAGCUCAUCGUUAUCAGAUCGAGAUACGGCAGAGGAGGACUCGGAUCCACUGGAUGACUGCGGCGGGUUCUGGCGGGUGCAACGAAGGCUCCAGGAGGAGGCCCGAGUAGCCCUGGCUCUGGCCAGACCCAUGGCCCGUAUGCAGGUGGAGGUGGAGAGGCAGAUCCAACAGCACAGACGCUCACCUGUGGCAGAUCUGCUUCCUCACCUGCCUCACAUCAGUGAAGGGUUGAUGAAGAGGAAUCUGAGACGAGGGGACAUGAGGGAAAUGAGUCUUGGCCAGCUCCAAGUGAUCACGAAUGACUUGCACUCGCAGAUCCAGAGUUUAAAUGAAGAGCUGGUGCAGCUGCUGCUGCUUAGGGACGAGCAGCAUGUGGAGCAGGAUGCCAUGCUGGUGGACAUCGAGGACCUAACUAGACACGCUCACAGCCAUCAGCGGCACCAGGCUGAAAAAGCCAACAAUAAAUAAAUUCCCAAGUGUCCAUCUGCACGCCAUCCAAUGUAGUACUCACUCCAUGGAUUGUCACUUGUGUUGCCAAGGAAAGUCUAUCUGUGCUGUCUCUGGAGAAAUGAUGCCAUACAGUGUUUAAACAUGCACAGAAAGUCUCACACCACUGGAUUCAGUUGACAGGAUUUUCACUUUCCACCCUGCUGGAUUAAAGAUGGCAUAUUUCAGAGUGUUAAGGGAAUCUUCUUGACAUAAUUCCAUCCCGAAAUUAAAUUUGUCACCUAAUGUUUUUCUUUUUCAUGCAAAGUACGUUUUUUUUUUUUUAGAGGGAUACAGGGAGGAAGAGCACUUUGCUCAUGUUGUCAAAGAAAGUGAGUGCUCGACUGCUCAUUGUAAAGCAACGCUUCAAUGCUCCAGCACUAAUAAAAUCCUGAAGACAUGCGACUGGAUGUACAAAAAUUGCUGCUAUAGUGCACACAUUCAUUGUACUUUUUGAGCUUUAUCUUUGCACAUUUACAUUUCAUCUCCACAAAACAAAAAAGAUAUUAUGAAUGGCAUUUUCAGAGGAAUCAAAACGUGUUUUUAUGUGAGGUUCAAUUUACUGAUUAAUAUAACAAUCUCAGACUAAACAAAUAUCUAUUUUAAGUGAUAGAAAGGUUUAUUGAUGGAAAGGAUGUCUAUCAAAGCGGAAUUUAUUGGUCAUUAACUUUUAGCAUAAAGUCUACUUGGUUUUUUAUUGUAUUCUUUGUGGAUAAAUGUCCUGUAUAACGACUGUAAAGAAUGAAAUAAUAAACAUUUUAAAUGUGUGGAAUGACUUCAUUACUCAUCUAGAUAUACCAUACCGGCGCCUUCAUGAGAGUUAUUUAACUUCAUUGCAAGUUUCAAAGCAGCCUUUAUGUAUUUUUUGACUGCUUUGGUCAUUUUAAUUGAAAACACAUUUUACUGGUUAACAAAUAAUCUAUUUUUGACUAAAUUAAAUUCAAGGAAACAAUUUAAACAUUACUUGUAUUGUAGGUAACACACCUUAGAUAAAAUGAAAAAAAAAAAAAAAAAAAAAAGGCUAAAUGCAGUUUAUUGUUGUAAAGUGGUUGUGAAAUUACCUCAUGUAAACACGUACUUCCUGCUAAACCCCUUAAAGUGCAGCAUUUAAGAUAAUCAGGUUGACAAAUGUCCCUAAUCUUGUUUUUACUUCAUCCCCAAUUACAUUUUUAACAAAAUCGGAGGGCUUCGUUUUCUUUAAUGUAAUUUUUGUCCAGACAAACGACCACUCAGUCAAACGAUCUAAAUUUAAAAAGCAGACCCUACUUGCAUUGAAAUUGGUCUCGUCAUUAAAUUGUCACCUCAUCAAACUUUUCUGAGGCCUCAUUUAUUCUACUGAAAUUUACGUACAUCAUUAUUUUAUUUGUUUGAUGUUCUUCUAAGCUGAAUACUGAACUAAUACUAAUCAUAUCAAAAUUCAUUAUAUGAUAUAUUUUUUUAACUCAUUAUGAAUUUGUAAUUCAUUUGAUCUAUAAUAGCAGGGCCGGCCCAGGCCAUUUGGGGGCCCUAAGCAAAAUAAUGCCAAGGGGCCCAUAUUUUUGGCCCACCAUUUCGUCACAGUGUACUGUGAAACCCAUACAUGCAAUCCAACCCAUACGUCCAUAUUUUGUAUAUUAAUCAUAUUUUGUUGCACUGAAUACUUCAAACUUCUCACCCCAAAUUACAUUUAAUGACAAGAAAAUGGAUGUUUGCAUGGAUAAACGGCAAUGCGCGCCGCAUUAUUCGCGAUGCUCUAUUAACAACGUAUAAAAUGAGGUUGCCAGAUUGGUGGCCUCCUGGUGGUCAGGGGCCCUAAGCAACUGCAUAGUCUGUGUAUAGACCCCAUUCACCAACGUCACACAAUGACACGUCGCUGUAUCCGGCCGCCAUAUUGUCCGUCAUUGUUUAUCCGUAUUCUCAAUGGUUUCAAUUUGUCGUGCAAUUUAUAGUGCAAUUCAUGGAAGCCCCGGUGCUUUCAGACGCUGUAAACUCAUUGGAUGCGUUGCAUAAAAGGCGUUAUGUGGAAAAGCUUCAGUCUAUCCAUUCGCCAGGUCCAUAUUUGAUGCCUAAAUCGAUAUUUUUCGACCCGCUGUCUUCGCUGUCUCUGCCUGACAUCUGCUACCCUGAUAUUUACAACUAUCUUGUCCACAGAAACUCAGCCUAUUCUCACGAAACUUUGAAGAACUUUAAGAGCAGCACUCUAAGCAACAUUACCACGUGUGACCCUUUACUUCCAAUUUUCUAAAAUGGCGACAAUCAAAAACAAAAAAAAAGUUGACUGCGAUGGCCGACGCUUCAAGGAUAGGUGGAUAUUGGACUAUUUCUUCAAUAAAAUACGCUACAACUGUGUCUGCCUCAUUUGCAAAGAGACAGUCGCUGUUUUCAAAGAGUUCGAUGUGAUGCGAUAUUACCAAACAAGACAUGCUGACAUGUACAACAUUACAGGGAAGAUACGCAGCGAGAAAUUAUAGCAACUUGAAGCUAGUUUAAUUUCACAGCAGCAGUAUUUCGCAAGAGCCCGAGUGUCAAAAGAGAACGCCACAAAGGCGAGAUUAUUGAAAUUAUGAAUUAAAAAAAUAAUAAAGCAAAUGUGACACACAGAAGGGCUUGCUAAAAUUUGUUUAAAUAUAUUGUUCUACGUAAAUCAGCCAAGGUAGCCCCCCACAUUUUUACCACACCAAAUCUGGCCCCCUUUGCAAAAAGUUUGGACACCCCUGUUUAACUAAUGAUCCGGAGACGAGGCCAGCUUCUUUCACUUGGUACCAGCUAAAUAUUAUUCAAAAAAUAAUGAUGGCGGAAGAAAUAAACAUCUUGAAUUUGAAACGGUAUGUUGUCGGCGAUUAGCCUCGCAAUGAUCUUAAUUGUGGUUGUCAGCCCAAAACCCUCCAAAUAUAUAUUAAAUGCAUCUUACCAGGUAUGAAAUGACUACUACAUAGUCUGUGGUGAUCGUUUGGUGCCCAGUUUUCUCGUCGAAUUGCAGCAGUCCAUCUCGCUCUCCUCUCCGGGUCUCUCGGAAUACGGUAGAACUUCAAGUCUCUCCGUCUAUCUUCUCUGUUACUGCAACCAACCGCCACACACGCCUUCACCAUUUUGAUUAUUAAUGUUAACGAGCAGAAAAACACGCCAUAAUAGGAGGAAUUUACAUAGCGGUAAUGCGUAAAUACGACGAGCUGACGGACAAUAUGGCGCGGAGGCGUGGUUGUGAUGUCAUGUGAGUGGGGUCUAUAGGCUGGGCCGGCCUUGUAUAAUAGUUUUGUAAAUAUUACAUAUUGACAGUAUAUUUUUGUGUGUACUGCAAGGGCGUAGGUUUGCAUAGGGACGGUAGGAACAUAACACUACCAACUUUUCAGAAUGCUCAAAUGGUCCCCACAAACUUUUAAGCAACCUUUUUUGCAUUAUAUAAUGACUUCAAUUAUAUGGGUAAUUUUAGAUUGUCUUCCCAUGUUGUAGGGAUAGAAUUAACCCUACCAUAAUUACGUGAAUUACAGUACUUUCGAUAUGUUCAGACUUACAUUGACCCCUUUUCGACUUGCUAAAUGGGCCAGUACAUUUUUCCCCCUCAAACGCAAAUUUGAUUGUCUGAUGACUGACGAAAGUUAAGAGAUGAAGUUUGUAUUUCUCACGUAUGAUUGUUAAUAUAAUUUGUGUUUGGAUAUUGCAAUUUAAAUUUGCUUUUAAAAUCCAGACACUUAUUCUGGAAGUUUUCAUAAUGUUUCUUUAGUAGUUUUUGAAAACAAAGGUUUGAAUCGAACGGUGUACCACCCAAUCCAAUACAUAUACACAGCAAAAACAAAAAAAACCAAAAAAAAAAAAAAACCAAAAAAACCCUUGUUUUUAGUGUAAAUCUACUAGAAAUAAGUGAAAUUAUCUGCCACUGCUUCAAGAAAUUUUACAAUUUUACUCAGAUUUUUUGAAAUAAAGAAAUAAAAUAACUGACUGAAAAUAAGCUUAAAAGACAUAUUUUAAGCAAAAAGUUUGUAUAUCCAGUAUAAUAUCUAAAAAAAAAAAAAAACUUGUUUGUCAGAAUUGUUAAUUCAAGAAUAGAUAUUGUUGAAAACAUUUGAAAGCAUUUUUUCUUCGUUUAGGUGAAAAAUUACCAACUUUUAGAUGUAUGGCAGGG